CCCUUUUGGCCCCAUUUCUAACUGGCCUCCUCUUCAAUCUUCAUCUACAGAGAGGGGAACUAGUGCAUGUCAAGCAUUUUUCUCUACUUUUUUGCUUUGUAAUAUUUUCUCAUUGCUUCUUUCCACUUUUUAUGGAAAGUGUUCGCAGUCAAUAUCUAGAGCUUCACUUGAAAACGAGUGGAUCCAAGAACACCCCUUGAUUUGUGGGGAAAAAAAAAAAAUUGCUUGCAGAUGAACCAAUUGGCCCAGAUAGAAUUAAAGAACUCUGUUCAAAAGUCCAAAUCAAAACCUUCAACAAUCCAUUAUUUAACCAAGUGAACCCGUCUCAGCUACCUUCACAUGCACACGACGAAACACAAUCCUCCUAAGUCCUAUCUCCUACUUUUUUUAUUAUUAUUAUUUUAAUCACUCUUUGCUUCCAUUAUAGCUUUUCAGUACUCCUUCCUUCAACUUUUCUCUCACCCUUCCUCCCUCUAAAAAUGUCCCUUGCUUGUUUCCAGUCCUCUUGCAAUCUAUUAGCAUCAUGUUUUGCAGUUUUUUUCUUGGUUUUGCUUCAAACCAAGAUUGCAACUUCAGCUUUGAUAAUGAGCAUGAGAAACCACCAUAACAACUACCACCAUAGAAGGCCAAUGCUGCACACUAAUCAAAGUACCUGUGCAUUGUUUGUUGGCUCUUGGGUUCGUGAUGAAUCAUACCCAUUGUACCAAUCUUCUAAUUGCCCAACCAUUAUUGACGCUGAAUUCAAUUGCCAAAUGUAUGGUAGGCCUGACUCUGAAUAUCUCAAGUAUAGAUGGCAACCGCUCAAUUGUGAGCUCCCAAGAUUCAAUGGGCUUGAAUUCUUGCUAAAAAUGAGAGGGAAAAGUAUAAUGUUUGUGGGGGACUCACUAGGACGGAAUCAAUGGGAGUCUUUGAUUUGCAUGGUUUCAUCGUCGGUGCCUCGAACUUCUACACAAAUGAGCAGAGGAGAUCCCUUUUCCAUCUUCAAGUUCUCGGAGUACGAUGUGACUAUAUCAUUUUACAAAGCUCCAUAUUUGGUAGACAUAGAUGUGGUGCAAGGGAAGAGAGUACUGAGGCUAGAGGAGAUUUCGGGAAAUGCCAACGCCUGGCGAAACGCCGAUGUGCUGAUGUUUAACACCGGUCACUGGUGGAGUCACAAAGGUUCUCUCCAAGGAUGGGAUUACAUGGAGUCAGGAGGCACAUAUUACAAAGAUAUGGAUCGUUUGGUUGCUUUGGAAAGAGGGCUAGGAACAUGGGCUAAAUGGGUGGACGCCAAUAUUGACACAACUCGAACCAGAGUCUUUUUCCAGUCCAUCUCUCCGACGCAUUACAAUCCAAGUGAAUGGAGCGCGGGCACGACUACAGCAACAACGAAAAAUUGCUAUGGAGAGACUGCACCUGUGAGUGGAUCAACAUACCCCGGAGAAUACCCUGAUCAAAUGAGGGUUGUGGAUACUGUGAUCAGGGGCAUGCAAAAUCCUGCAUAUUUGUUGGACAUCACAAUGCUCUCAGAGUUGAGAAAAGAUGGGCAUCCUUCAAUUUACAGUGGCGACUUGAGCCCCCAGCAGAGGGCCAAUCCUGAUCGAUCUGCAGAUUGUAGUCAUUGGUGCCUUCCUGGACUGCCUGAUACCUGGAAUCAAUUGCUCUACACUGCCCUGUUCUUUUAAGUCUGGUUUAUUAUGAUUUGUUAACUACUAAUUCAAAUGGUAUACGUGUUAGGAGAGCUGCAUGAUUUGCAACCCUCUUGUCUUCUAUUGUUGGAUUGAUCUUUAGACCAAGAUCAAGCUAUAGAAUAUAUAUGUUCCAGUUAGUCGGUCGGCCUUGUAAAUUAAUGAUAUUGUUCGCCACGAGAAAUAAGAUAACUUAUUUCUUUGUUUAAGUAACGUGGAGCGCGCUUGGCUGAUUUGUUCA
Populus nigra (black poplar) is the source of this 1908-nucleotide messenger RNA. Its product is annotated as protein PMR5-like. Bases 480 to 1664 code for a protein of 394 amino acids. The transcript has 5 exons. Lineage: Eukaryota; Viridiplantae; Streptophyta; Magnoliopsida; Malpighiales; Salicaceae. Gene Ontology annotation, molecular function: O-acetyltransferase activity. Gene Ontology annotation, cellular component: Golgi apparatus. The record is from RefSeq and is a predicted model, not a curated record.